Molecule: messenger RNA, 1692 nt
Organism: Plasmodium gonderi
Lineage: Eukaryota; Apicomplexa; Aconoidasida; Haemosporida; Plasmodiidae
Product: E3 ubiquitin-protein ligase RNF5
Exons: 1
Coding region: 1-1692 (563 amino acids)
Biological process (GO): ubiquitin-dependent protein catabolic process
Cellular component (GO): endoplasmic reticulum
Molecular function (GO): ubiquitin protein ligase activity; ubiquitin-like protein conjugating enzyme binding
Source: RefSeq, a predicted model, not a curated record
AUGAAUGAAAAAGAAAACGAAUAUGAUUCACUAUAUGAUGUAAUAUACGAUUAUGAUAUUAAUGAAGAAUUCUUAAAUGAUAAUAACAACCUUCAAUCUGCAAAAACUGUACAAGAGGACAUAAAAAAUAAGUUAAAUGUGAAAAGAGAAAACUUAGAAGAUGAGUUGUUAAAAAAUGUAUACAAAAAUGAUAGAUCAAAUGAUGAAAAACAACUCUUCUUAUCUUCACAAUCGUCAUUACAGAUAAACAACAAAAACAGCACAUAUGUAAGAAAAGACGAAACCGAGGGUCAUUUAUCUACCCAGAAUAAUAUCCUAGACGAUGUUAAAGAUAAUGAAGUAAGCACGGACAAUAUUAACCAUUUUGAAAAAAAAGAAAAUUUGGCACACUUAAAAAAUAAUAUAAAAUAUAACAAUAAUAGUAGUGUCACUUGUAUGCACAGUGAUGCUUGCACAUGUGAUAAUAAGAGAGGAAAUUUUGUUGAUAAAAGAACACGUGAAAAGGCAACAAUUAUGGACACAGAAAAAGAAGACAACGAAUCAUUAAUUUAUAGUGAACAAAUGGAUAAAGGAAAUACGCCAGAUAGUUUUAGUAGUAAUUGUAGUGGUAGUAUUUCAACUGUGACCACUGUACAUGUCGAGAGAACAACAACAAGUUGCGAAACUUGUAAUGAAGAAGAAAAAAAUCUUCAUCAAGACAAAGCAUCAUCCGAUUGCAAAAGUAAACAUAGUGCACAUGAUGUCACUGUAGGUAAAAAUUGCAACAACUUAGUGAAUCGUAAAAAGAGAUUAUCUAAAAGUAGUUCUAAGGAGGAAGAAUCCCCAAUUGAGGAUUUUCGAACAGUUAAUAAUGAUGCGAAGGAGAUUGGGCAUUACAGUACAAACGUUAUGAUAAAAGAUAGAGAAGUAAAGGAAAAGCACAAAAAAGUUAAAUUCAGAGAUGAUACAAAUGAAGAAAAUCCAGAUAGCAAAGUAGAGGCAGAAAAUGAACAAUACCCUAAUAAAGAAGAACAAAACAAGUUCGAAGAAGGAAGCACAAAAAGUAAAGACAUUGAAAAUACAGAACACAGUAAUAAUAGUAAUAAUAAUAGUAGUAAUAAUAGUAGUAGUAAUAGUUUAAGUAAUAAUAAUAAUGAUGGUAGCACUCGGGGAGAAAGAAACAAUGUGGAAGAGAAUUCUAAAAAAAACACAACAUCAGAAAAUGAUGGUAGAUGCACAUUUGAAUGCAACGUUUGUUUUGAUGAUGUAAGAGAUCCAGUUGUUACGAAAUGUGGUCAUCUGUUUUGCUGGCUUUGCAUUUCGGCAUGGAUUAAAAAAAACAAUGACUGCCCUGUGUGUAAAGCUGAAGUUUCUAAGGAAAAUGUAAUACCGUUAUAUGGAAGGGGUAAAAGCAGUAGUGAUCAUAAAUAUUCGAAUGCAGAAGAGCCUAGGCCAACUCCUAAAAGGAAAGAAAGUGUACGAAGAAAUAAUAACUAUUCUAGUAAUUUUGGGUUAAGGGCAUCAUUUGGUGUUUGUGUUAAUCCUUUUUCCUUUGGCAUGUCCUAUACCAACAUGUCAGAAGAACCGCAUUUUUAUGGAAACGGUGGUGACAACAGAACCCAAGCAGAAACAUACCAAGCAGAAGCUGCUUCAUCCUUUUUCUUUUUUUUGGGAUUUUUCCUGUCACUCUAUAUUUUGUUUUAUUCUUCAUAG